UGGAAACGAGCAAAAACAGCAUCAUUCACUCAGACCUCGCCCACUCCUUGUUGGCGGGACCUCAGCUGCAGGCCGCCCUCUCGACUGUCUGGGAAGAUGAGUGCCUGCGGGAGGAAGGCCCUGACCCUGCUGAGCAGCGUCUUUGCCGUCUGUGGCCUGGGGCUCCUGGGCAUCGCGGUCAGCACCGACUACUGGCUGUACCUGGAGGAGGGUGUGGUCCUGCCCCAGAACCAGAGCACGGAGAUCAAGAUGUCCCUGCACUCCGGCCUGUGGCGGGUCUGCUUCCUCGCAGGAGAGGAGCGAGGACGCUGCUUCACCAUAGAAUAUGUGAUGCCUAUGAACACUCAGAUGACGUCCGAGUCCACGGUCAGCGUUCUAAAAAUGAUUCGCUCGGCCACACCGUUCCCUCUGGUCAGCCUCUUCUUCAUGUUCAUUGGGUUUAUCCUGAGCAAUAUCGGACACAUCCGUCCCCACAGGACGAUACUGGCCUUUGUCUCUGGCAUCUUUUUCAUCCUCUCAGGCCUCUCUCUCGUGGUGGGCCUGGUGCUCUAUAUCUCCAGCAUCAACGACGAGAUGCUUAACAGGACCAAGGAUGCGGAGACCUAUUUCAGCUACAAGUAUGGCUGGUCGUUUGCCUUCGCUGCCAUCUCCUUCCUUUUAACAGAGAGUGCUGGGGUUAUGUCUGUGUAUCUGUUCAUGAAGAGGUACACCGCCGAGGACAUGUACAGGCCUCACCCUGGCUUCUACCGCCCGCGUCUGAGCAACUGCUCUGAUUACUCAGGCCAGUUCCUACACCCAGAUGCCUGGGUCCGGGGCCGCAGCCCCUCCGACAUCUCCAGCGACGCCUCCCUGCAGAUGAACAGCAACUACCCAGCUUUGCUCAAGUGCCCCGACUACGACCAGAUGUCAUCUUCCCCCUGCUGAGCCUCUCCACCUCCCUCCCUGGACUGUGGACAGCCAGAUAGCCUCUCCCGUGCUCCCCUGCUGGCCCGUGAGUCCCAGGCCUAUGAUUGACAGGCCUGGGCUGCCCCCAUGCUUAGCUGUUGUCUCUUGACCCAUGUUGUCUCCCAGAUUCCCCAAAAGUAUCUCUUACUGCCCCAUGGUGUCAGGAGUCUGGAGCCAGCACGCAAGCUGAUUGGCUGAGAACAUGGGUGUAGUCCCACCUCUUGAGUGCCAAUCAUUCCAGCAGCUCUCCCCUUUCCUGGGAGAGGUGGGUGUUCCAGCUGUGUUUUUGUCCCUGCACACCCAGCUUCAUGGCCCCAGGCCAAGGCCAACUCUGAGAUGCCAAGUUCCUUAUACAGACCCAGCUGGACUUGUGUGCCUGCCAACUGGCCUGGCCCUCACAUUCAUGGUCUUGGCCAGAGUCACCAAAAGGGACUCUGCUAUGGAGGUCUGGCUGGUUCAGAAUUGUCACGCAGUGUUCCCUGUGAAAUCUUAUUCUUUUUGUCACCCACGUCCCUGUCUGUGCUCUCCACCCCGCCUUGGCCCCACAGGCUGUGAACCUGUCCCCUUCUCCUCCCACUGGAACUCAGCUGCCCUACCUUGCUUGGUCCCUGAGGGACUGAGGGGUUCUGAGGCCACUCUGAUGAAGUCACCAAGCGGUGUUAAUGGCUGAUGAUGUCUUAAUAUGUAUGGCCCCUCGAUAACAUAUUUAACAGGGGUCUUUAAUGCCUUAACCCAAAGAAGUGACUCUGACCAUGAGACAUUCAGAAUCUGGCUGGUCCAAGUUAAUAUUCCCAGGCACUGUUUCAGACCCUGGGGAUACUGUUCCUGCUCGUGUGGGCAACAUUUCCGAUCCAAGGCCCUAAAAUCAAAUCAUGCAGACAGAUGUCUAUACCACCUAAGCCUAAAGCAGCUUUCGGAGAGGCUGCCUGGGAUUUUGAGCUGGAUUUGCUGACACCUGGUGCAUUUUUAGUCUAAACCAGCCAGACUGGGAAGGAGCCAGCCACUCUUCUGAGGAUGCCAUGAACAUAAGAGGGGUGGGGGGAUAAUUUAAUUCUAAUAUAGGGCGGUGUCUGCUACCUGGGUGUGUGACAUAUGUAGGCAAAUAGAUGCCUCCAGAAGAUGAGACAACGUGAUGCCCAUUUUCCUAACAGGAAACCUGAACUGCGAUGCACAAGCCCCCUCCAUGAAGUCCACGGGGCAGAAAACGGUGGAAGGGCCACUGCAGGACAUGACCCUCUUAGUUCUGCAGGCUUCUUCUCAGCUUGUGCAGUUUGGGUUUUGAGAUUUUUGACUAGCAAACAACGCUGGGCGCUCUCUGCUAUGUAUUUUUGCCACGCCAGCUUUUCUCUCUUUCUUUUGCUCUCGUGAAGAUAGCGUUAGGACCUGGGUACACAAAGCCACAGUGGGCAACUCAUGGGCUCUGAGAAGCAGUACAGAAACCCCCACAUGUGGCGUGUGCAGCUUUUAGAGAAGGGCAGUGUAUUUAUUGGCUUGAGCUGUCGUAACAAAAAUGCCACAGACUGGGUGGCUUAAACAACAGACUUUUUUUUCUCACGAUCUGGAGGCUAGAAGUCCGACAGCAAGGCGUCAGCAGAUUUGGUUUCUUCCGAGGCCUCUUUUUUUGUUUUGCAGACUUCGCGACGUGUCCUCGCGUGGUCUUUAUUCUGCGCGCGUACACACCCCUGGUGCCCAAAUUCCCUGUUAUCAAGACACCACUCCCAACCCUCGUGAUUCAUCCUCGUGUAGAAAACUCCAGGUUGCCCUCAUAUGUGACUUUUCAACCCUUGCCUGUAAGCCAGUAGCAAGUGUAAAGCCCCAACUUUCCACUCCAUUGGCACCUGCAAUGACUCUUGUACCGUUUGGUUACUGUUUACAGAAUAAUACAAAAACGGCGUUCUCCCCGCAGCAAAGAAAUUGGUGAGUGUCCUUGGAAACGAUUAGGUAGCUUUUCCAAACUGGAGAGUUGUUUAGAUGUGUUCUACUCCAAUUGUUGUCGAUGUAAUUAGCUCCUAGGAUGCACUUUUCUCUCCCUUUAAAGCACUCUUUCUCUGUCAGUGUGCCAGGCUUGUUUUUAUGCUCAUGGAAAACAAUAGAAUCCACUCCUCAACACAAGCGGGCUGUUGACUGUGACAUCAUUAGGAUGGGCCUUUAUUGGCCUGGAUGCUAAGCUGCUAAAUCAAGUGGCUUUUACCCUGGGCACGUGCAAUGCACACUUAUCUUAGGAACAGGUUCUGGUCAUUGUCCUCCCUCGUGGGGGAUGGGUGAAUGUAUCAAUCACUGUGCAGCCAUUGGAAUUUCCUUUCUGUCUAGAAAGUGAUCUCAGAACUGGACCCUAUUUGUAGCCUCUCCACAAUCAAAAGGUGUUGGUUUGGUGUUUGUUUUUUUUUUGAAAUCAAAUAUUAAAGUGUAUAAACUCAACUCAGAAAUUAUACGUUAGGGCCCCUUCCCCAAAACAUUUUCUGAUCUUUUGUUUCUCAAGCACUUAAAAACACAUUGAUGAGCUCUUUUUUUUUUCACCCUCAAAAAAAAUGGGAGAGGAGAUUAAUAUACCACAGUCUGAUGAAUUA
Messenger RNA from Hipposideros armiger (great roundleaf bat), 3512 nucleotides. It is a transcript of the gene CACNG5, whose product is annotated as calcium voltage-gated channel auxiliary subunit gamma 5. Gene Ontology annotation, cellular component: AMPA glutamate receptor complex; postsynaptic density membrane. The coding region runs from base 97 to 924 and encodes 275 amino acids. Gene Ontology annotation, biological process: neurotransmitter receptor internalization; calcium ion transport; positive regulation of synaptic transmission, glutamatergic. Lineage: Eukaryota; Metazoa; Chordata; Mammalia; Chiroptera; Hipposideridae. Gene Ontology annotation, molecular function: channel regulator activity; voltage-gated calcium channel activity. The record is from RefSeq and is a predicted model, not a curated record. The transcript has 6 exons.